Molecule: messenger RNA, 1429 nt
Organism: Drosophila teissieri
Lineage: Eukaryota; Metazoa; Arthropoda; Insecta; Diptera; Drosophilidae
Exons: 2
Coding region: 69-1364 (431 amino acids)
Molecular function (GO): RNA binding
Source: RefSeq, a predicted model, not a curated record
GUUGGUCUGUCAACUUAUAGUGUAAAUGCUGAAAGUAUUAGAACUUUGUUGAAGAACAACUGCUUAGCAUGGAUAGUUCGUGGUGCUCCUUGAUUUCCAUAGAAUCUCUGGUGGUGCCCAAUACGCCGAUGGGCUUGCCUGGAUUAGACUCGGGUCCUGUGCCAAAGCGAGCCAGGAUGAGUGAGUCCAAGCAGGAGAAUGCAGCGCCCCUGGAAACAGCUAGUGUCUAUAAGGAGCAGGCAGCCCAGUUCCAAUCCCUACAAGCGAAGGCACAGCCGCAGCCUGGUACCGUGGUAGUCCAGCCACCCAAACGACUGCCUCCCGAGGCGGAAACCGAUCGCCGGAUGUAUGUUCCCGACUUGGACCAGGCCAUCACCCAUCGGGAUGUGUUUAACUUCUUCAGCAGUUUCGGGGACUUGGAGAGGGUUUGCGUGAAGAACGGCACGGAUAACUUGAACUACGCCAUGGUGCUUUUCUGUCGCACUCACUCCAUGGAGCAGGCCAUCAAAUCGAAUCCACAUCUGAUCAAGGGACACCGACUGAACUGUCGCAAGGCGAAGGAAAAAUCUACAAAUAAGGGAAGUCAACAGAUCUCUGGGUCCCUAAACAAGUCACAGUCUACAGUUACGCAGCUACUCAAAGCUCCUGGAAUGCAGGCACAUAAAGAUGACUCCAAACAUGGAGCUGGCUACCAAACUUUGGAGAAGAAUUCAAAGUCACCAGGUUACAGGUCGUCGCUUCUUCAAAAACUGGUAGAACCCAACUUUAUAAAGCUAGUAACCGCCAGCAAAAGUGAUAGAAACUAUGCUUAUGCAGUAACCACGCAGGAUGGAGUCUCCCGCUGGAGUUUCAACUUGUCCAAAUCCAUACCCAGCUCAGACGAGAUGAGGGCACUGGAGAAGGGCCUUUCCAGGUCGGCAAAGCUUCUACUGAGCAUGUGGAAGAAACUGACUGCAGUGCAACACAAAUCUGCCAUGCCAGAGGCACAAACUCCUACAAGUAGUGCCAGUAGUAAAGCUGUUCCAAAAGAUGAUUUUAAAGUUUCUCCAGAACCUUCGGAGCCUUCAGCAGCUCCUGCACUUUCAGCACCUCCUGCCUCGGAUGCAAUGCUCCCAUCCUUGCCGCUCCUUUUGACCAUCACCUUCCAAGUGCCUCUGCCCAAAUCGGUUAUUCCCGAAAAGGCCAAGCCAGAUCUGCGCUCCGUUGUGCUGUCCAGUUUGGGUCAGAACUACGUGCAUCACUGCUACACAAAUGUGGCAGCUUAUCGGCGGACCAAGAACUACAUCGACCUACUGCCCUGCGAGAGGAUAAAGCGACCCAGUAUUAGGAAGUAUGUGGAUCAGAUGUACGCAAGGAAAAUUUAGGAAUCUACAAAUCAUAUCAUCUCCAAAAUCAUAUCAUAUAGUUAAGCAACAUGUCUCAACAAACA